AUGGUCCGCCAAGAUCAAGACCCCCACCAAGGAGGCACCCUCUCCGACUUUGCCAUCAACGGCACCACAGUCCCCAACGACGCCGGUAAAAUGAACACCAUCCCGUCCGUCCCCCGUCCCGACCAACGCGCCGAAAACCCAGCCUUCGAGCACGCCGGCCUAGCCCAGCCCUCAACCGCCUUCGCAGCGGACAACGCCACCGACGUGCCCCGUUCGACGCGGGAUGUCGGACAGACGGGUGAAGUGCUCAGUGGAACUGGGGAUAGUCUGCCGGCGAGUAUUGAGUCGAAGCGUACAUUUAUGGGGACGAAUAUUCCUGGUGGGACGGGGGAUGUGAGGGGAGUGAAGCAUCAUAAUCAGAAUCGGAGUCAGUUUGAUCGGUAUGCCAAAGAGGAUGAGGAUGCUGCGGGGAAUAUUGGGGAGCAUAGUUUGCGGAAUGAGUGA
Molecule: messenger RNA, 444 nt
Organism: Penicillium brasilianum
Lineage: Eukaryota; Fungi; Ascomycota; Eurotiomycetes; Eurotiales; Aspergillaceae
Source: the annotation of a GenBank genome assembly